Eupeodes corollae is the source of this 815-nucleotide messenger RNA. RefSeq lists its product as uncharacterized. The transcript has 5 exons. NCBI's taxonomy places the organism in Eukaryota, Metazoa, Arthropoda, Insecta, Diptera, Syrphidae. The record is from RefSeq and is a predicted model, not a curated record. The coding region runs from base 96 to 719 and encodes 207 amino acids.
AAACUUAAUAUGUAUUUGAAAAUAUAUCAAAAAUAAUUAGUUAGUCAAAAUUCUAAAUUGUAAAAUAACAUCAUAUUUUUCGACAUUUUCUUAAAAUGAAUUUAUCCGCAACAAAAAAAUUAAUACAAGUUUCGGAAGAAAUGCAAAAACCAGUCUUUGUUCCAAUUGUUUUGGGGAAUGAGUGUUUUAUUAUAAGCCAACAAGACGUUCGAAAGAUUGAAGAUUCACGUUUUAUAUCGUACCAUAAACUUGGACCUAAUGGAGAACUUAUUCCAGUUGAAUCAAUGUUUGGACAAGAAGGGGCGUUGAAGGAUGCUCUGGCUACUGCAUGCAAUUUUCAAAAUCAAGCACAAUAUGGCAAUCAGCAACUCCAUGAAAUGCUUGCAACAUGUAACGGACCAAAGCAGGAACCCAGUAAGCCGAUAAAAGCAUCAAUUGCCCAGCAAAUGGAAUGGGCCAAUGUAUGUAAUAAUACAUCGCCUGCAUUUCCGUUUACCAAUUCGGCUUCCACAUCAAUGAGUGAUAUGCCUAAGUAUCGAAGCCUUAAAUGUUCUUGCAAUAAAGCUUGUUGCUGUUCGUGUUCUACAACAAAAUAUAUAAAAGAUCAAGGUAGCAACACUACGGAGAAUGAAGACAGCGCAGGACAAAUUGAAGGAACACUCAGUGCUAGACAAAUGCUGAAAAUUCGCAAGUCACUUGAAGAUACAAUGGGAAUAUAGAAGGUUUCAACAGACAAACAGAAGUACAAAAAAAUUAUUUAUUUAUUUCCUCUAUUGAUGAAUACAAAUCUUUUAAAAUAACCUUCAUAUCUUCAA